UCAAUUCCCCAAUUUUAAUGUCGACCUCUCCCCCUAAAAAUCCAUCCAAGCCGUUCUUUUUUUUCCCCCGUCUCUUCUUCAUUCUCUGCGACACAACAUAGCACAAUCUAACACCUCGCUGUUAUUGCUUUGCUCUUUUCUUCUUCUACUUACUCACUUUAAUAUACACACCCACGCUCUCUUUUCCAAAAAUUUCCUUUCCAAUCCCUAAUUUCUCAAUACCGCAACCAUGCCUGGUGUUCCUAAGGACGCGUUUGUCAACCUGAAGGCCAAGCUGAAGAAGAUCUUCGGCAAGAAGAAGGAUAAGUCGAAGCCUGCCGAGGGCGCUGCGACUGACGCUCCCGCCGCCGCCGCUCCUGCCGCUGCCGCUGCCGCCGGAGCCGAAGCUCCCAAGGCUGACGAAGCCCCCGCCGCUGCCCCGGCUGCUGCUGCUUCCGAAGCGCCCAAGGCCGAUCAGCCGGCCGCUGCCCCUGCUGACCCCGCGCCUGCCGCGGAGGCACCCAAGGCUGAGACUCCCGCUGCUCCCGCCGCCGAGGCGAAGCCCGCCGAGGAGGCCAAACCCGCCGCUACCUCUUAGACCGAUCCGGAUGCUCCUUUUUAGCCCGAUUCUCGAGAUGGCUCAGGUCGGACGGCAAUGGGCUGGAUAUGAUAGCAUGGUAUUGGUUGGACAAGCCAGUCGA
Durotheca rogersii is the source of this 680-nucleotide messenger RNA. RefSeq lists its product as uncharacterized. Bases 230 to 577 code for a protein of 115 amino acids. The record is from RefSeq and is a predicted model, not a curated record. Lineage: Eukaryota; Fungi; Ascomycota; Sordariomycetes; Xylariales; Xylariaceae. The transcript is spliced from 4 exons.